AUUUUCAAGAUUAUGCGUUGACAUUGCAAUGAGUUGUUUCAUAAUAUGACUAUGAAUAAUUUAUUUUAUAUUACAGGUGUUUUAUAUGUAUUAGGCCAUCAGAUUUUAGCAUGGAGUGAUUUCUUCACAGAAUCCUAGUCCAACUAUAACUUCUUUUUUUUUUUUUCUGUCGAAAGUCCAACUAUAACUUAAUCUCGGAUUUCAUAUCCAAAUAGGAUGCAAAGAUCAGGACAGAACCAAGUCGUAUUUGACUUCUGAUUUCUAUCUCUGCAUGGACUUCGUAUGACCAUAAAUAGAUGCAAUUGUUUUCACUCUAGUUUGCCAAAGCCAGCAAUAGUUGAAACUCUUUAUUCUCUACAGCCAUGGCUUCCUCCAAGCUUCUUUUCCCUUUGCUUCUCUGUUCCGUUUUCCUUUUUCUUCUUCUGCCUAUAUCUAAUGCUCAUCUUCUCAAGGCUUGUGAGUUUGAGGCCAUAUACAACCUUGGGGAUUCAAUUUCUGACACUGGCAAUUUGAUCCAAGAGGACCCUGCUUCUGUUUUUUCUAGACUUCCCUAUGGCCAAAACCUGUACAGGAAUCCAACUGGUAGAUGCUCCAAUGGCUUGCUCAUUAUUGAUUUCAUUGCAAAAUCAGCUGGUAUUCCACUUCUUGAAGCAUAUUUGAAUGCUAGUUCCAGCAAGACACAUGGCGUGAAUUUUGCAGUUGCUGGCUCUACUGCAUUGCCUGUGGAAUUUCUUGCAGAAAAAGGAGUGAUUGCCCCUGUCACCAAUAGUUCUCUUACCAAACAACUCAACUGGAUGCAUACCCAUUUCAAUACAACCUGCCAUAGUUCCAAAGAGAAACAUAAGAGAUCUUUGUUCAUGGUUGGGGAGAUUGGAGGCAAUGAUUAUAACUAUGCUUUCUUUCAAGGCAAGAGUAUUGAUGAGUUGAAGUCCAUGGUAUCUGAUGUUGUUAAAGCUAUCAAAGAAGCUGUUAUGAGGGUUAUUGGAUUUGGUGCUGCUCGGGUUAUUGUUCCUGGGAAUUUUCCAAUCGGUUGCAUGCCCAUAUAUCUUAGUGGAUUUCACUCCAAUGAUUCUAGUGAAUAUGAUGAAUUUCAUUGCCUCAAAGGACUGAAUAACUUUGCAAUGUAUCACAAUGAGCAACUCCAGCAAGCAAUUAAAGAAUUGCAAGAAGAGAAUCCAAAAGUGAAUAUAGUAUAUGGGGAUUACUACAAUGCCUACAAGUGGAUUUUGAGUAAAGCUGCAUUGCUUGGGUUUGAUCCAAAAUCACUGCAAAAGGCUUGUUGUGGGAGUGGAGGUGAUUAUGAUUUUAGUCUUAAUAGAAUGUGUGGGGCUCCUAACGUACCAGUUUGUCAUACACCUCAAGAACAUAUCAGUUGGGAUGGAGUACAUUCAACUGAAAAGGCCUAUUUCUUCAUGGCUCGAUGGAUCAUUCGCAACAUCUUCCAAAAGCUUAAGUGCAUAGCUUGA
Messenger RNA from Manihot esculenta (cassava), 1466 nucleotides. RefSeq names its product GDSL esterase/lipase At5g03980-like. Bases 363 to 1466 code for a protein of 367 amino acids. Lineage: Eukaryota; Viridiplantae; Streptophyta; Magnoliopsida; Malpighiales; Euphorbiaceae. The record is from RefSeq and is a predicted model, not a curated record. Gene Ontology annotation, molecular function: hydrolase activity, acting on ester bonds. The transcript is spliced from 5 exons.